This is a messenger RNA of Staurois parvus, 456 nucleotides long. Lineage: Eukaryota; Metazoa; Chordata; Amphibia; Anura; Ranidae. The record is from the annotation of a GenBank genome assembly.
AUGGCCCACCAUGGCAUCCGACCGUGCGUCAUCUCCCGCCAGCUGAGGGUCUCCCAUGGCUGUGUCUCCAAAAUCCUCUGCCGCUACCAGGAGACCGGAUCCAUCCGGCCCGGGGCCAUCGGGGGCAGCAAGCCCAGGGUGGCCACUCCCGACGUGGAGAAGAAGAUCGAGGAAUACAAGCGGGAGAACCCCGGAAUGUUCAGCUGGGAGAUCCGGGACCGGCUGCUGAAGGACGGCCACUGUGACCGCAGCUCUGUGCCCUCAGUGAGCUCGAUUAGCCGGGUCCUGAGAAUAAAGUUCGGGAAAAAAGAGGAAGAUGAUGACUGCGAUAAGAAGGAAGAGGAUGGAGACAAGAAGACCAAACACAGCAUCGAUGGCAUCCUGGGCGACAAAGGUAGGAGAGCUGUGCCCACAUCGGGCGUAGUGCGAUUCCACAUCGAUCUGCAACUUGCUUAG